CGAACCCAAUCCACAUUCUGAUAUACACCUUCCUAGGGUAGCAGCUUCACCCUCUUCUUCCUCUGAUUAGGGUUUUAAACUCCGGUCAGUUCUAGAAUCUCUUCACUGUAAAAAAGAGAUGGACCUUUUGAAGAAACGAAAGCUCGAGGAUAACGGCGUUAUCACCGACGUCCCCGUUACCAGUAGACUCACCAUCGAAGACGCACGGAAGAUUCUAGAAUCAGUCACCCCUGAACAAAUGCUCGAAAUCCUACAAACCGCUGUUGUACGUCACGCCGACGUUUUAGACCAAGUACGAGCAAUUGCCGAUCGCGACACCACUCAACGGAAGCUCUUCAUUCGCGGACUCGGCUGGGAAACGAAUACAGAAAAACUUAAAGCGAUUUUUGGUAAUUACGGCGAGUUAGAAGAAGCCGUUGUAAUUACCGAUAAAGCCACUGGUAAAAGCAAAGGUUACGGGUUCGUUACGUUUAAACAUGUUGAUGGAGCUUUACUUGCUUUGAAGGAGCCGAGUAAGAAGAUUGAUGGACGAAUGGCAGUGACUCAGCUCGCGUCAGCUGGGAUUCAAGGUGGGCCUGGCGGCGGGAGUACCAAUAAUCCGGUUGAUGUGUCGGCGAGGAAGAUUUAUGUAGCGAAUGUGCCGUAUGAUAUGCAGGCCGAGAGGAUUUUACAGCAUUUUUGUAUGUAUGGGGAAAUAGAGGAAGGGCCAUUAGGGUUUGAUAAGGCGACUGGGAAGUCAAAAGGGUAUGCUUUGUUUGUGUAUAAGACGGCGGAGGCGGCUAAGGCUUCGCUAGUGGAUCCUGUUAAGAAUAUUGAUGGGCAUCAGUUGAAUUGUAAGCUAGCUAUUGAUGGGAAGAAAGGGGGAAAACCUGGAGGAGGAGCUCAGGUUCAAACUGAUGGUCAUGUUGAUCAGGUUGGCCCGGGCCAGUAUGGUGGGCCUAGUGGGAUUACUGGUUAUGGUGGAUUUCCAGGGCAUUCAACCUUUGGUGGGCCCGGCGGACAUGGGCUCAAUUCAGCAUACGGUAGUGGGAAUGGUAUAGGUGUGGGUGGUCCCGGUGGUGGUUCAUCUUAUGGUGGGAGCCAACCUGGGGGUUCUGUUAGUGGUGGUGGGUAUGGCGGUCCAUAUGGUGGAGGUGGGGGGUCUCAUUAUGGUGGGGCUGGUUCAGCUGGAUAUGGCGCGUUGGCCAGUAGUGCUACUGGUGGCGGUGGUGGAUAUGGCGGUCCUGGGGCAUUGGGAGGUGGUGGAUAUGGCAGCACUGGGGCGCUGGGAGGUGGUGGCUUAAGUGGAGUUGGUGGUGCAUUAGGUGGUGCAGGCCGUGGCUCUUCAAUGUAUGGGUUACCCCCAAGCUCAACUGGGUUGGCUUCAGGAGAUUAUCCACCACAGGGUCCUCAUUACAGUCAACAAAACCAAGUGCCCGGGGUAUCACCUGCACCUAGAGUUGCACCUGGGGGUAUGUACCAGGGGAUGCAUUCAUACUACUGAGAAAAUGAUGGUGCAUUCCCAGCUGCUGUACCAUUUAAGAAAGGGGAUAUCUAGGUUGGCAGAAUUCUUCAUAGCAAUUUGAGGAAAGUCUUAGCAUGACUCGGUGUGGAAGUGCCAAACAUAACCUUGUUGGGAUGCUGGUGGAGUGGUGGACAAUGUCCUUUUAGAGACUGUAAGCACUCGCAUACUGUAUAGCAAAGCCCGGGCAAGUUUGAUAUAUCUCUUACAUGACAGCACCAUGUGUCUUCGUUGGCAUGCGAUAUACACUGUUAUAUCAGAUAAACAGACCGUCAGUGCCUAUUAACAAUCCCAUCUGGUAGUCAUCCGAUUGCUUCAACAAAUGGUUCAAACAAUUUCCUGAUUUCUAUAUUUUCAUGUUUAGAGGAAUUUAGAUGUUAGGAUUUCUAUUAGUUCUUCUUUUUCGAUAUCUUUGCGCUUGGGGCGACGAUACAGCUAAUGAGGUUGCGAGGUGUCUCAGUAUUCUUCUGGUGUCAAUUACUUCAUGCUUGUGGUUACUCUGCAGUGCUUGGUUUAUUAUAAAUGUCAAAGCAUGUGCCAGAUAUUUGCUUCUAUCCCACCCUCUGUUUGCUAAUCUAGUGGUGCAGAAAUUUAUCCAUACUAUGUCUGUUGACGUUAGUUUUUCGUUCAAUAUCCAUUGCGGCUUUUUGUACCUGAAUGACACCUCUCUUCUUGAAUACAACUUCAAUGAGACAUCGUUCAUUUACUUGGGCAGCUUUUGCCUUGAGUUUACUUUCGUAUUGUGAAAUUGCCAAGCUUAGCAUGUCCAGGCACAGUCUUAAUGGUCUGUAGUUUCUGAGCGUGCACAUGUUCCUCUUGUUGGGCCAUUUUCUUCGGUAAAUGCUUCCACUUGUGCGAGAAGUACGCAAUGAAACCCAAAUGAGACAAUGAGAAGCGGUGGCCAGUUCAACUUGAGCAUGGGAAGAGGUAACACAUACAUUUUGUUCUCCAAGUUGAAAAAGGAGCCAGAUUGAGACUACUUUUAGACUGCUGAUCCUGAGGACCGCAACGUAAACUGUGAAAUACUCUUAAGACUGGGUAAAA
Molecule: messenger RNA, 2545 nt
Organism: Nicotiana attenuata
Lineage: Eukaryota; Viridiplantae; Streptophyta; Magnoliopsida; Solanales; Solanaceae
Product: UBP1-associated protein 2C-like
Exons: 2
Coding region: 119-1483 (454 amino acids)
Molecular function (GO): RNA binding
Source: RefSeq, a predicted model, not a curated record